CACCAGGAAGACGCAGCUGAUAUGACUGUACAUGAACGGAAUACACUCAAAUGAACACAAAACAUCAAUGAAUAGCUAAUAACAACUCAUAACGCAUAAAACAAACACCGCGGCCGGGGCUUUGGGGGUUUAUGGUGUUUAGUCGUCAUGGCAACCAAGUUGUAAAAUUGGAUAUAACUUCACACAGAAAAGGUUGUACCUUUAACCCUGGCAUUUGGGGUCGGUUACUAUGGAGGAUACUAAUAGAGAGGCCGUCGCCACAGCGGUCCAGAGGGUUGCCGGGAUGCUGCAGCGCUCUGACCAGCUAGACAAAGUGGAGCAGUACAGACGGAGAGAGGCACGCAAGAAAGCAUCCGUGGAGGCCAGGUUAAAGGCUGCUAUUCAGUCCCAGUUGGAUGGGGUACGAACAGGCCUCACACAGCUCCAUAACGCUCUGUGUGAUGUUAAAGACAUCCAGAACUCACUGGCAGACGUGAGUAAAGACUGGAGGCAGAGCAUUAACACUAUAGAGAAUCUGAAGGACGUGAAAGACGCUGUGGUGCAGCACAGUCAGCUGGCAUCAGCUGUGGAGAACCUUAAAAACAUUUUCUCAGUACCCGAGAUUGUGCGAGAGUCCCAAGAUCUGAUCGAACAGGGUGAGCUGCUUCAAGCUCACCGUAAGCUAAUGGACCUGGAGUGCUCCCGCGACGAUCUCAUGUACGAGCAGUACCGCAUGGACAGCAAGAAUGUCCAUGACAUGAACCUCAUUCGCAACUACUUCGGCCAGGUGCAGGGCCAAUCUGAUGAGCUCUCCAAACAGCUGUGGAUGGUCCUUCAGCGCGCCAUGGUCACCGUCCGCCGUGACCCCACCAUGUUAGUGUCCGUGGUUCGAAUCAUUGAGCGAGAGGAGAAGAUCGACCGUAAGAUGCUGGACCGCAAGAAGCAGACCGGAUUCAUCCCACCUGGAAGACCCAAAUGCUGGAAGAACCGGAUGAACGAAGUCCUGGAGGGAACGGUGAGCGGCCGCAUUGAGAGCACGCAGUCAGAGACACGGGAAUCCGAUAAAAUGUGGCUGGUGAGGUUGCUGGAAAUCACCAGGAAGUAUGUGCUGGAUGAUCUAGUUGUGGUGAAGAACCUAAUGGUCCAGUGCUUUCCUCCACACUACAACACUUUUCAGGUGUUCUUUGACCUCUAUCGUAAAUCAGUGUCGGCACGAGUGCAAGAGCUGGCAGCAGAAGAUCUAGAAGCCAAUGAGAUUGUAUCUCUUCUUACCUGGGUCCUCAACACAUAUAAAAGUGUUGAUAUGAUGGGUCAUCCUGAUCUUCAGCCCGAGUGUGAUGUGAAGCAGCUGGAGCCGCUGUUACCUGAACAAGUGGUGGAUGAUUUGCUGGGAAAAUACCUCAAAACAUUUACUUCAAACAUCACAGGCUGGCUCCGCAAAGCUCUGGAAACGGACAAGAAAGACUGGCAGAAGGAGACAGAGCCUGAAGCCGACCAGGACGGCUACUACCAGACCACCUUACCUGCCAUUGUCUUCCAGAUGUUUGAGCAAAAUCUUCAGGUGGCAGCUCAGAUCAACGAGACCUUUAAAGAGCAGGUGCUGAAGGUCUGUCUAAAGCAGAUGAACUCAUUCUUAGUAAGGUACCGAGAGGAGGCGAUUGCUUAUAAGGAGGAACAUCUGAAAGACCGCCAGCUCCCACAGUGCUAUGUUCAGUACAUGAUCGCCAUCAUCAACAACUGUCAAACGUUUAAGGAAUCUAUAAACAGUCUGAAAAGGAAGUACUCGCAGUCAACUGAACCCACCCAAAACGAUGCUGCCAUAGACAAGCUCCUGAAUGAUGUGGCCAAAGAGGGCUGUCAGUUUCUGCUGGAUGAAGUCUUCCUGGAUUUAGAGCAUCAUCUUAAUGAGCUGCUGACCCGGAAGUGGUUGACAGGCUCUCAUGCUGUGGACACCAUCUGUGUCACUGUGGAGGACUACUUUAAUGACUUCGCCAAAAUUAAGAAGCCUUAUAAUCAGGAAAUGACAAGCGAGGCUCAUCGGCGGGUGGUGGUGGAGUAUCUGAAGGCCAUCAUGCAGAAACGCAUCUCAUUUAAGAACGCCGACGAGAGGAAAGAGGGAGCGGACAGGAUGAUGAAAGAGGCCGAGCAGUUCAAAUUACUCUUCAGGAAACUCUCUGCUAGAGAGGAAACAGACCGGCUGUGUGAUUCCAUCAGUGCCAUCGCUGAAGUCUUCAAACUGACUGACCCUGCACUGCUCUACCUAGAGGUGUCCACACUGGUGUCCAAGUAUCCUGACAUCAGAGAGGAGCACAUUGUGGCCUUGCUCGCUGUCCGUGGUGAUUCCAGUCGAGAAAUGAGACAGAUGAUCAUAGAGACACUAAACCAGAACAAGCCGUCCGCCUCCGCCGUUUUUCAGCCUGUCUUCAGAGACAUCACCGUGCCAACCAUCACCAUGACAGGCAUGACCUCCAUGGCUGUACCUAAACUGCUGAAAUAAUCUGACCUUUGACCAAUUAAUCAAGCCGCCAACAGACGGGAUAAGAUGAUGCACUUUGAAAGUUUUCUGCCAUUUCAAUGGAAAUAUCUCAAUGAUGGUGAUUUUGUGCGCUUGAAGAGCAGCAGCUCCUGUUGAGAUGUGCAGUUACUGCAGACAACUUCACUGAUUUAUGACUUGACUGAUGUAAAGAAAUGUUUUUGUUCUAACACAAUUCUGGUUGUUUUAAAAAUGGCAACAUAGCAAAAAUGAAAGGGAUAGUUCACCCACAAAAGAAAAUUAUGUCAUCAUUUACUCACCUUCUUGUUGUCCAAAUGCAUACGACUUCCUCUUUUCAGUGAAAAACUAAAGAUGUUUUGAAGAACGUCCAAGCUCCUCUUUUUCCAUAAAAUCAAAGUAUACAGUGAUCAGGGACUGUGGAGCACCAAAAUGGACAGUAAAGUUGUCCAUAUGAUUUGUGUGCAAUGUUCCAAGCCUUCUAAAGACAUACGAUAGUUUUGUGCGAGGAACCGAAUUCGUAAUUUGCUGAAAGUCUUUCCAUCAGCUGAAGUUCUCAAAUCACAUUAAUGCUCGCGUUCAAUUCAAAUAUGGUGUCACGAUGCGUUGUGCCAUCAAACGUCAUUGGUUCUCAUGUGUCUCUUCAUUGACGUUAAACCUACAGCAGAUGGGAAGACUUUCAGCGAAUAAUGGCUCAAAUUUCCCACAGAAGAAAGUCAUAUGGGGUUUACGGAGCCCCUUAAAGGACAGGGCAGGAACUUUUUUCUGAAAUUGUUUUGCGUGCCUUCGCAGUAGUUUUGCAUUGCCUCGAAAUAAAAUUUAUUACGUUUUUGCUUCAGUAGCUAUAUUUUAACCAUGAUAUUCAUAGUGAAACCAUAGUGAUAAUACAGGAGAACGAAAACUAUGGUAAUAAAAACCAUAAUGUUGUGGGUAUUAUGGUUUAACUAUACAAAUACCAUAGUUUGACUAGGGUUUUACUAUAGUAAUAUUUUAGACUGUAGUAACCAUAGUUUUUGGCUGAAAUAAGAUGGUGUUUGUAGUAAAACCAUAACCAAAAAAUUAUGAUUUAUAUUACCAGUUUUUUAAAUUUCCUGUGUUAUAACUGUUUUUGCCGCAAAUAGCAUAGUUCGGUUGUGGUUACUGAAGUAAAAGCAUGGUAAAUUUUGUAGUUGGUCGGUUUUUGCCGCAAAUAGCGUAGUUCGGCCGUGGUUACUGAAGUAAAAGCAUGGUCAAUUUUGUAGUUGGUCGGUUUUUGCCGCAAAUAGCGUAGUUCGGCCGUGGUUACUGUAGUAAAAGCAUGGUAAAUUUUGUAGUUGGUCGGUUUUUGCCGCAAAUAGCGUAGUUUGGCCGUGGUUACUGAAGUAAAAGCAUGGUAAAUUUAUUGUGAGGGAAUGCAAAACUAUUUCAGAAAAUAAAUACCCUCCCUGUCCUGUAAGGCAGGGGUUUUCAGUAUUUUUGAUGCCAAGGACCCCCAAAUAUGAUGAUCCCAUUACGAGGGAUCCCGUUUGAGAAAAUAGUAAACAUGAUAUUAUACAGACAUGUUUACAAAAUUGAAUAAUUGGCCUCUAUUUGAGCCAUUGUACUAAUGUAAAAUUAAUUAUAAAAUGUUUACUUUUUGAGUUGACGGUGUUUUUUUCUAUUAAAGUAAUUGUAAGAUGUUCAAACCUGAAGAGAAACAUUUUCAAUUAAAUUCUGAUUUAUUUAUAUAGCACUUUUCACAGUAAAUAUUAAGCUUUAAACAGAAUAGUAAAGUACAUUUCUUACAAAUAAAUGUUUUUCAUAAUAUAUUAAA
Molecule: messenger RNA, 4262 nt
Organism: Myxocyprinus asiaticus (Chinese sucker)
Lineage: Eukaryota; Metazoa; Chordata; Actinopteri; Cypriniformes; Catostomidae
Product: exocyst complex component 3-like
Exons: 14
Coding region: 230-2476 (748 amino acids)
Biological process (GO): exocyst localization; exocytosis
Cellular component (GO): exocyst
Molecular function (GO): SNARE binding
Source: RefSeq, a predicted model, not a curated record